AUGGAUCAACUUAAUCCCCGGGAGCAGCAGGAAUUCCAGCAGCUGGUUGAGAAGAAGCAGAUGAAGGACUUUAUGCGUCUGUACUCUUCUCUGGUCGAGCGCUGCUUUGCUGAUUGCGUCAACGACUUCACCUCCCAGCAGAUCUCCGCUAAGGAGGAGGCCUGCGUCAACAAGUGCGCCGAGAAGUUCCUUAAGCACUCUGAGCGGGUUGGCCAGCGUUUCCAAGAGCAGAACGCCAAGCUCAUGCAACAACAAGGUAUGCGUUAA
This is a messenger RNA of Wickerhamiella sorbophila, 267 nucleotides long. Its product is annotated as Mitochondrial import inner membrane translocase subunit TIM9. The coding region runs from base 1 to 267 and encodes 88 amino acids. The record is from RefSeq and is a predicted model, not a curated record. The transcript has a single exon. NCBI's taxonomy places the organism in Eukaryota, Fungi, Ascomycota, Dipodascomycetes, Dipodascales, Trichomonascaceae.